This is a messenger RNA of Triplophysa rosa, 1653 nucleotides long. Its product is annotated as Protein YIPF5-like. Gene Ontology annotation, biological process: vesicle fusion with Golgi apparatus; endoplasmic reticulum to Golgi vesicle-mediated transport. The coding region runs from base 186 to 926 and encodes 246 amino acids. The transcript is spliced from 6 exons. Lineage: Eukaryota; Metazoa; Chordata; Actinopteri; Cypriniformes; Nemacheilidae. The record is from RefSeq and is a predicted model, not a curated record. Gene Ontology annotation, cellular component: trans-Golgi network; membrane.
AUCGUAAGGAUGGGUUUACACUAUUAACUCCCAGCCCAAUGACAGUCCUGCUAGUGUCCCUCAAGUAAAAAUAGAAGACUUUAAAUAGCAUCUCACACAUACACAACAAACAGCUGCUCAGUGACCAAGCAAACCCGCAAUACAAAUUAAGUUGUGCAAAUCAAACACAGAAGAACACACAAAGCAUGGGAGACUUUCAAAACUUUGAACAGGACUUCUAUCAGUCUGGGUAUUAUACAGAAGGCCAAGAAGAGAUAUAUGGCUACGAUCCAACCUACCUCAAUCCAGAGUAUGAUGAUGUUGAUGGUAACGGCCCCUUACAAGAUGAGUAUACCACCCAAACCCCUUAUACUGGGCAAGUGUUUCAGCCUGGAGCACAACCUGAACAAACAGAAUAUACAGAUUCAUUUGAGCAAGAGCCGCCACUCUUGGAAGAGCUGGGCAUUAACUUUGACCAUAUCUGGCAGAAGACUCUGACUGUGUUAAAUCCAUUAAAACCAGCGGAUGGCAGCAUAAUGAAGGAGACCGACCUCACUGGCCCCAUUCUCUUCUGCAUUGCCCUGGGAGCCACACUUUUGAUGGCAGGGAAAGCACACUUUGGAUAUGUGUAUGGCAUCAGCGCUCUGGGAUGUGUUGGGAUGUACAUGCUGUUGAACCUGAUGAGUAGCUACAGCAUAUCCUGUGGAUCUGUGGCAAGCGUGCUUGGAUAUUGUCUCCUGCCUAUGGUAGUGCUCUCCACCGUUGCUGUCGUUUAUUCCCUCCAAGGACUUCUGGGCACGUUAUUGGCCUUGUUCGUGAUUGGCUGGUGCAGUCUGUCAGCUUCUAAGAUUUUCACUUCCACUCUUGAUAUGAGCGGACAGCAACUGCUGGUGGCGUAUCCCUGUGCUUUACUGUACGGUGUCUUUGUUCUCCUUACUGUCUUCUGAUUGUUCAGUUAAAAAUGUUACCAUUCAUGCACAAUUAUUACUCCAAGAUGAGUUCACAUGCACUUCAUAAGUAAUGUAGUUUGUCUGUCAAAUUACUAACUUGGCAACAAAACAAAAGUAUAAUACAUCUUAUUAAUAUUAUGAUAGAACAACUCUGUACUCAUGUUUUAGUUGUUAAGAAUUUUUGUUGAGGUGUAGUAGAAUAUAUUUUUAAACCGUUUGCAUAACACAAAUCAUGCAAAGCUGUUUAGAUAAUAAAAUACACACAUUCAUAAGAUACUGUAUUGCUAGCAAUAUCAUCAUGAUAAGCAUUCACUCUCAAUCUCACUCCCUUUCAGGGAUCAAACUGAAUAAUGCAGAGAAAGCUGAUCUAUCUUAUCAUCUGAUCUUAUUAAUUAUUGAGUUGUGUGCGUAGGAAACAGCUGUUUGUGUUUAAAUUCAUUUACAGGUAAUUUAUUUCAAAAACACACCCACAGAUGAUCUGAGCUUGGAAAUUCAUUAAUGUGGGAACGCUGUUUGAUUUAUGAAAGGGGAUUUAAAUUUCCUGGGGUUGUAAUGUAUUAUAGAAACAUCCUAAAUCCUAAUUUGUUUAGCAUAUAUGGUGAUUUCAAUUUUGAACCAUUUUAUAACAUUGAGCUUGUUAAAUGUUCACUUAAGACAGGACGAUUCUUUAAUAUGGCUUCUCGAACCAAAGGCAGGUUUUCUUCAAAAUAAGGGAGACAAAAAA